CAGAGACAGUCACUAAUUAUCACAGUCAUUAGAGAGCAGUGACAGUCACUAAUUAUCACACUCAUUAGAGAGCAGUGACAGUCACUAAUUAUCACAGUCAUUAGAGAGCAGAGACAGUCACUAAUUAUCACAGUCAUUAGAGAGCAGUGACAGUCACUAAUUAUCACAGUCAUUAGACAGCAGUGACAGUCACUAAUUAUCACAGUCAUUAGACAGCAGUGACAGUCACUAAUUAUCGCACUCAUUAGACAGCAGUGACAGUCACUAAUUAUCACAGUCAUUAGAGAGCAGUGACAGUCACUAAUUAUCGCACUCAUUAGACAGCAGUGACAGUCACUAAUUAUCACAGUCAUUAGAGAGCAGUGACAGUCACUAAUUAUCACAGUCUUUAGAGAGCAGAGACAGUCACUAAUUAUCACAGUCAUUAGAGAGCAGUGACAGUCACUAAUUAUCACACUCAUUAGAGAGCAGUGACAGUCACUAAUUAUCACACUCAUUAGAGAGCAGUGACAGUCACUGAUUAUCACAGUCAUUAGAGAGCAGUGACAGUCACUAAUUAUCACAGUCAUUAGAGAGCAGAGACAGUCACUAAUUAUCACAGUCAUUAGAGAGCAGUGACAGUCACUAAUUAUCACACUCAUUAGAGAGCAGUGACAGUCACUAAUUAUCACAGUCAUUAGAGAGCAGUGACAGUCACUAAUUAUCACAGACAUUAGAGAGCAGUGACAGUCACUAAUUAUCACAGUCAUUAGAGAGCAGUGACAGUCACUAAUUGAUUUUAUUAUUUUUUAUACAAUUUGUGAUUUCUCCUGAAGACGGGGGAAUGAGGUAACCCCCCCCCCCCCGAAUCGAGUUGAGCCCACCGGUGAUAAUAAGAAAGGAAGUUACCAGAAGUCCCGUCCGCGGAGCUGCCGUUCCUCCUGAGACUCUCCAGGCGAUCCAGGCGAGGGAGGUCGGGUUCGUGGGUGUCCUGAGCUCAUCCCACAAGCCACCUCCCUGGUGACCCUUAGAACCACGGUUCACAUGUCGGACUCGGCUGAUCCCGGUUUCUGUGCCAUGGAAGCUGCCAUCCUUCCUCAUGAGGUCUCAGUGCGGGCCCUGUUGACCUUCCAUGAUGUGUCGGCUUGUUUUUCCGCUGAGGAGUGGGGGGUGUUGGAGGACUGGCAGAAGGAGCUGUACAAGAAUGUGAUGCGGGAGAUCCACACUACUCUGCUGUCGAUGGGCUACACCAUCCUGAACCCUGAACAACUGCUGCGAGUAGAUGAAAUAAAGGGAGUAUCGCCAACUGGUGAGAAGUCAAAGGAGCAAAAAAAUAUACUGACAGCAGGUGCCCCUGUUUUUAACUCAGACAUCUCGCUAUGGAUCCGGGAGGUGGUGGAGGAUGACAUUUCUGCUCCUCAGAAGCUGGAGCACCCUGUAGUGUGGGAGAGUCCUGCCGCCUCAGAGGUUCCCAUUGUAAAGCCGGACAUUUUCCUGCGGAUUAAACCCGAUGAGCUGGUGUUUGAAGCCUGUCCUGACCCUGAAUCUCUGUCUGGAGACAAAAUGUCAGGGGAUGAAGUCAUAGGAACAGGAAUAUCCGUCACUAUAGACGGGAGCACCGAGCCCUUCUGGCUGAAUGUGCACGAGACAGAUCACAAUGAGAUCCUGAGCGGCGGGCAGCAUGAAGAUGAUGGUUUCAUCAGAAGUCCAGCUGAGGAACGUCUGACGGACUUUCGACCUAAUGAGUUUACACUGGAAAAUGGGUCUCCUGAAGAAUGGGACAGCCCAUCACCAAUCCGACUCCCUCGUCCCAGGAAGUGCCAGUCCAUAUUUCGGAUAGGUCAGCCCAUAUCGGAAUGUGCUUAUGACUUCAUAGACCAAUCGAGCCCAACACAAGCUCGUCCAUUCCAGUGCUCCGAGUGUCAACAGAGCUUCACCGAAAGCGAGACUCUUCUCUUACACCAGACGGUUCAUAGGACAUGGGGGCCACCAGAGAAUGAAGCAGAAGAAUACAUCAUCCCACCACAUCCAAAACCUGUUAUCAGAAGCUUGCCAGCACCAUAUAUUUGCGGAGACUGUGGGAAGGGCUUUUCUAACUCUUACAAACUGAAAAUCCACCAGAGAAUCCACACAGGGGAGAGGCCAUACAAGUGCCUUGUUUGCGAGAAACGUUUUCACAAGAGCGCACACCUGAAGGUCCAUCAGAGGACGCACACAGGAGAGCGUCCCUACGGAUGUCAGGUGUGUGGCAAGAGGUUUACUAAAUCCUACCAUCUAAAGGUCCAUCUGAGGACACACACUGGAGAAAGACCCUAUCAGUGUCCUGUGUGCCACAAAACCUUCAGUGUUAACUCUCAUCUUACUGUCCACCAAAGAACUCAUACUGGGGAGAAGCCCUUCGUUUGCUUUGAAUGUGGAAAGAGCUUUCGCCAGAAGACCAGUCUACUCGGCCACCAGAAGUCCCAUCAGAGGCUGGUAGAGCGUAGAAAGCUCACGUGGAAGACUUUAUGGCCAGAAAAGUGAGGUGGUGUUUUCCCUUACACUUUAUAAACUCAGUUACUAAUAGUUUCAUUGAAGAAGUCAAUUUCUGAGUCAGUUCUGCAAAUUUCGAAUCGAAAGUUGCAGUUCUGUGGAGAGGUCAUAAUGGAUCUAAGAUGUUGACGCUCAGAUGGGGUUUACUUGCGUCUUCCUCUCAUUGUAUUUUUUAUACACUCUGGCCCAUAAUGGUUUGAUACUGAAUUCUGAAAAGCACUUUGCAUGCUGGGGUUAAGUAACAAAAAAACUGAAUGAAGUUCCAAAUUUUGGGUAACAUAUAACAGCGGUAAUCUAAUUGGAAGGUAAAAACUCCAGCCACCACAUAUUUUUACAUUGCUGACCUCCUGUAGAAGACCAAAGAUGAUUAGACUUGAAAAUUGUAGGAUGGAAACCCUUCGUAAAUCCCUUAUUCUUAUGUGUUUAGUGGUGUCCCGUAAUGCAUCAUUUCUGACCGCCAUUGUGUGAGUGGCCACGUGCGUGCAGGUUGGUUAUCACAUGACUUUGAGCACGUGGAAACUAAAGCCUGAAAUGAAGUAUCGCUAGGGGGUUGAAGUCUGAAAAUAUGCAUUAUGGGGAUAACGGGCGCGUGCUAUUACAACGUAGGAACCAUACUGUUACAGUGAAUAUAAAACAAAGACAUUUGGAAUACUCGUUGAGUCGGCCUUGUUAGUAAGUAUAUAAUAAGCUGAAUAUGGGCAGGUAUAUGCAUUAGGAGACUUUGGCAGAGGUCACACCCUUGGGGCCUAGGGGGCUGACUGUGACUAAAAAACGGGCAGUUUCCAGCUAACCAGAAGGUACAGUGACCCUGAGACUUCGUCAUAGACUGAUCUGUACGUACCGUCGCUGUCGUAUACUGUCUGUAGACUAAUCUGUACUGGUGCUCACCGUCCUGUAGACUGAUUUAUACUUACCCUUUAUUUACUUGUGCAAACGUAGCCCUAGAGCUCAUAAACAUAGCCUUAUAGACAGAUCUUUACUCAUACGUUCUCUAUAGAACCACUGAUGGCCAAUAUGUUCUGACCUCACAUGUGAUUGGUUGUAUGUCCAUCCCGGGCGUGGACGGAUCGAUAUCCUUAUAAACAUAUUUGCAGUAUGUGUCUAUGAAUUGUGCCCUAGAAUAGUCUACAAAAGAGAUAUUAUACAAACUCUAUGGUUUGAAUGGAAAAGCACAUAGAUUGGAGGCAGCAACCUCUAGGGGUCAUAAGUAGUACUGCAGCUUCUUUCCGUAGGACUUGGGGAGUACUGUCUGUGGAUCUGUACAUGCAGGACUGAUCAUUAACAUGUUUACUCCAUGUGACCCAAAAUCUAAUUAUUAAAUUGGUAGCAAUUUGCCACAUCGGUUGAUGCCCAGGAUGGGGCAGUGAGGUCUAUAUGAAUUGUCAGAAAAUAUCUAAAGGUGGAAUACCCUGUUUCAGAAUCUGGUUUCCCACUACUCCCCCUACAGCCUAAGUCGGGCACUACAAUGGCAGCCUGGGAAAGCAAUUUUUUAUUUGGCUACCCUAGAAUAGAUCUAGAGAUGUUGAUAAGCUAUUGACUCUGCUCUGCCUCCUCUACUUCUGACAUUGCAUGUUUUUCAUUAAAGGUGGCCAUUCACAUUCGAUAGCUGUUGGCCGACAUCUGUUCUUCCCAAAUUCCCCGUACACAUUCCUGUUCAGUUCGAUGUGCAUGUGUUAUCAGUGGGGGAGAGGGGAACAUCCUGCUGCCCAGUAUCUCUUGCAGUAGCUCCGCUCUUGUGUUUAAAUCCAACAUGCUCCAUCCUUCUUUCCCCCCACAUCUGCUGUCAAGGAACCUGUGUGCGCAUGAGUUGGACAGAUGAUGCCACCAAAUUAUUGAGCUGGGACAACAUGUGGGACCAGCUGGCCAUACGUAUGAAAUAAUAUUGUUGGCCACUCCCACAAAAACCUGUGAUUUCAGUCAACUUCUAUGUGUAUGGAGACCUCUUGACCGUUCCCCGACAAGUUUCUGGUGGAGUCAGGAGACAUGGCUGUUCAGUGUCUUAGAAUCCGAGACCCUCCAAUUUGCUUGUUGUGGAUCCGACCACAGAUUUAGGGCUAAUCCCCAUGCAGACACCUGCUGCCAUACCUCCCAGUAACUGCAUCAAAAAUGAACGUGCUCCUUCUUUCCGCGUGUGGAAAAACCUUUUGCCGUAGUUUAUACAGAAUCCCAUUUAAAUCCUUAGACAGAUAUGUUAGGAGAUUUUUUUUGCUAUGGAUUUUAGCAAAUGAAGAGAAAGGCUGUGUGAACAUAUCCCAAAAACUGACCACAGGGUCAAAAGCUACAGGGAGGAGUUUGUUUUCCCUUUUGUCCACAAUUCACACAUGUACAUACUCCAUGUAAACAAGCACAACAGAAUCUGUAUCUCCAGGGUGAGAACCUCCGGACCAAACAGUCCUCAUUUAGUUUUUAAUUGGACUCUACCAUAAAUGAAAACCCUUCGUCAUAUGCCCUAUUAGGAUAUUGAUGUUCCCCACUAAUAUCCAGGCUCUCCUUAAAAAACGAUUUUUUUUUAUUUAUUGUUGCCCCAUUUGAAAACUGUAGAAUUGGAAGCUCCAUUUGCCCAUGUGACCUUCGCCCUUACUAGACGAUUCACAACAAGUAUCUGCUCUGCAGCUUAUGUCUCUGUGACAUUGACAUCGAAGCUCCUAUAGGCUUGCAUGGAAACAGACUUCCAGUGCAGUGCACACAACAGAGCUCCCUCUAGUGUCGGCUGCAGGCAGCUAGAAUUUUGUCUUGUAGGAACUAUGCAGAGGAUUUGCACCUUUGUAUAAGGGGAACUAAGCUUAUAUCUGACAAACACAUGGUGCAACAGCAC
Bufo gargarizans (Asiatic toad) is the source of this 5326-nucleotide messenger RNA. Its product is annotated as zinc finger protein 664-like. Bases 1024 to 2502 code for a protein of 492 amino acids. Gene Ontology annotation, biological process: regulation of DNA-templated transcription. The transcript is spliced from 8 exons. The record is from RefSeq and is a predicted model, not a curated record. NCBI's taxonomy places the organism in Eukaryota, Metazoa, Chordata, Amphibia, Anura, Bufonidae.